Molecule: messenger RNA, 4396 nt
Organism: Oryctolagus cuniculus (rabbit)
Lineage: Eukaryota; Metazoa; Chordata; Mammalia; Lagomorpha; Leporidae
Source: RefSeq, a predicted model, not a curated record
AGCGCGGUUUCAGGACUCGGUACGCCGGGUGCCUGUUUUUAGAGCCGUGGAAUAUAAGUGGAAGAGGGUUUGUGACUGUUGAGGAACCUGUCUUGGGAGGCCUUAGACUCACUGAUCGUUUUUGAAGCCGGGAGUGACCUGUUCUGUUCAUCACAUGAGUGCCACCCUCCUUGGCAUGUUUUCCGGUUUUUAAAUAGAAGUCCUGGAGUGCAUUUUCAUUUGUUAAAGAGAAAAAAAUGGCUACUCUUAAGAAUUUAGAAACUAGAGUGACCCUUACUUCAACCCCAAUCCGAGGAGCAGGAGAUGGAAUGGAAACUGAGGAGCCACCUAAAUCAGUUGAAGUCACCUCUGGAGUACAAUCCAUAAAGCAUCACAUUCUUCAGAAUCCACGGAAGAAAGUAGUUCCAUCAGAGAGCCCAGGAGUUCUUCAACUAGGAAAGAUUGUCACAGAAAAAGCUGUAGAAAUUGAAGCUGUAAGAAUAAUAGUUCCCAAAGCUGCUAUCACUCAUGAUAUCCCGAACAAAACUGCAAAAGUUAAGUCUCUGGGACAUCAAAAAGGAGAACUCCUUAGUCAGUUAGAGACAGUCGUAGAACCUAGGAAUGAACUUGCAGAAGUAAAGAAUAUGUUGGAAAAGCUCAAGAACUCUGAAAAGAGGUUACUGCAGGACAAAGAAGGUCUUUCAAACCAGCUCCGGGUACAGACAGAGGUAAAUCGUGAGUUAAAAAAGUUGCUGGUAGCUUCUGUUGGGGAUGAUCUUCAGUAUCACUUUGAACGUCUAGCCCGUGAGAAAAAUCAGCUUAUUUUAGAAAAUGAAGCCCUAGGUCGAAACACAGCUCAGCUGUCUGAGCAGCUAGAACGUAUGUCAAUACAGUGUGAUGUGUGGCGAAGCAAAUUCCUCGCAAGCAGGGUGAUGGCGGAUGAGUUAACCAACUCCAGAGCCAUUUUACAGCGUCAAAACCGUGAGGCACAAAGUGCUAUCCAAGAUCUCCUGAGUGAACGGGAACAGUUCCGUCAAGAAAUGACAGCUACACAAAAAUUACUGGAGGAACUCUUAGUCUCCUUGCAGUGGGGAAGAGAACAAACUUACUCCCCUGGUGUGCACCCCUACAACACAGCAGAACUAGCAUCAACAAAUCACAGUUUGGCAAAGGCGGUAAAUACUCAUCUUCUGGGAAAUGUUGGCAUGAGCAGUCAAAAAAAGAUUCUAUCCUCAGUUGAAUUUUGCAGCACCCCUGCUGAGAAAAUGGCUGAAAAGGUUCUACACAUUUUGGAUCCAGUUACCUGUACAGAAAGCACUCCUGAUAAUCCAUUUGCUGAGUCUUCACCAACAACCUUACUUGCCACAAAGAAAAAUAUUGGAAGAUAUCAUCCCUAUACCAGAUAUGAAAAUAUAACUUUCAAUUGCUGCAAUCACUGCCAGGGAGACCUUAUUGCCCUUUAACAUUCAGUGUUGAAGGCAUGGUGCAGGCACUUGCUUAUUACCCAGCAGUUAUUACCUGGGAGCUGAGGUUCUUCUAAUGCUGGAAGUACUAUCACUUACUACUUACAUUGUUCCCAAAGAUACUCCAUGCAUUGGAUUCCAGAUUACCCUUUCUUAAUAAAUAUCUCAGGGUAAGAAAAAAAUCGAACUGUGUAGAUAUAUUUGAAGUAGAAUAUACUUUCCAGACAACACAGUGCUUACUCCUAGAGGAGAGUAAAAGAAAAAUAUUCGGUAGAUUUCUUUUAGGCCCUAAAUUAUUUUUUAAUUUAAUUAAUUUAUUUGAAAGGCAGAGAGAGGGAGACAGGGAGAUACAGAGACAGGAAAAGAAAAAGAGACAGCUUCCAUGCACUGAUUCAUUCCCCAGAUUUCAACAGUGGCUGGGGCUGAGCCAGGGCUGAAACUGAGAGCUGAGAAUCCAGUCCAGGUCUCCCAUAUCAGGUGGCAGCAACCCAAUUACCUGAGCCUUCACCACUGCCUCCUGUGGUCUACGUUAGCAGGACAUUGGAAUCAGGAGCUGGAGCUGAAACUAAAACCCAGGUACUCUGAUGUGGAACAUGAGUAUCUUAACUACAAGACCAAAUGCCCUCUCCUAGGGCCUUAAGUUAUUAUUUAUCUUUUGGUUAUCUUAUAUGAGAAAGUUUAGCUUUGGUGCACAAAAACAAAGAUAGCAAAACGACAAUCAUGGGUCAAAUGUAGCCAUACCCAUUCAUGAGCUGUUCUCUAUGCCACUUUUAUACAUUGCCGGAGUUGAGCAGAUGCAGGAGGGCUUGUAUGGCCUGCAAACACUGAAAUAUUUACUAUCUGGUCCUUAAUAGAAAAAAAUUUUCUGAUCCCAAUUAUAAAGUAAUAAUAACAGGAUGAAUGGGAGAGGUUAUUUCUUUUCCUUUUAUGAUAAUUCUUUGGGAAAUACUAGAGGUGAAGGGCAAAUAAGUGCUGUAUAUUAGAAAAAUAAAAAUAUUUUGGAGCCAAAUUAACAAGUACUUCAACAAAACAUGUUUUUGUGUUGGUCUUACACAGGGGAUUUCAUAUUCUGAAUGCAUAUAAUCUGACAUUUGUAAAAUAAAUAGAUUCUUAACUUUUGACUCAUUUUGACAAAUACAACACAAAGGAAUAUCCAACUUUGUAUUUAUAAAACAUGGUGAAGCUAGAACCAUUUUAGACCAUUUUCUAAGAAAAAAUACAACCCAUCAAAUAUAUGUUAUUGUAUGUUUAUAAUGAAUCCUCAUUAAAUGCCUUUUAUGCCUUUUAUAUUAGCUUUUAAAAAUUCAAAAAAAUUAUACCAAAUUUUGCAAAUCAGUUACAGAAGUACCUAACAACAGAGAAAUCUUGAAAAGAUAAAUGUAGACAAGUAAUAUACUUUAAAUAUGUCAACUUAUGAUUUCUUUUCUGUCUUACUCAUCAGAGUUAUAUUUAGUUUCAUGUGACAGUGUAUUUCACUGCCUUUUUUUUUUUUUAAGACUUUAUGUAUUUGAAAGAGUUACAGAGAGAGGUAGAGACAGCCAGAAGAGUUUUCCAUUUGCUGGUUCACUCCCCAGAUGGCUGCAAUGGCCGGAGCUGCGCUGAUCCAGAGCCAGGAGCCAGAAACUUCUUCCGGGUCUCCCACAUGGGUGCAGGGGUCCAAGGACUUGGGCCAUCUACUGCUUUCCUAGGCCAUAGCACAGAGCUGGAUCGGGAGAGGAGCAGCCGAAACACAACACCAGAAGCACAUACAUUGAACUUCAUCAAGAUUUAAAACUUUUCUGUAACAAAGGACACAGUAAAAAAAGAUAAGCAACAGAAUGAAAUAAAGUAUUCACAACUCAUAUUUCUGGUAAGGAUCUUAUGUCCAGAAUAUACUAAGAACAACUCAACAGAGAACUAUAUAACCCAUUAAAAAGCAGGCAAAGAAUUUGAAUAGAUAUUUAACAAAAAAGAUAUGCAAAAAGCCAACAAGCACUUCAGACGAUGCUCAGUUUCAUUAAUUAAAGAAAUACAAAUCAAUAACACUUCAUUUCCAACUAUCAUCAAAAAAGAACACAAGUAUUUUCAAGGAUAUGGAGAAAUUAGAAUCUUUGUGCAUUUCUAGUGGUAUUAUAAAAAUGAUAUAGCAGUUGCUCAAAACAACACGGAAGUUCCUCAAAAAAUAAAUAAACAUGCAGUUACCAUAUGGUAUUCCACUUGUAGGCAGAUACUCUAAAGAAUUGAAAGCAGAGAUGAAUAGGUAUUUCUAUACCAGUGUUCAUAGCAGCAUUACUGAGGAUAGCCAAAGGUGGAUAUAAUCCAAGUAUCUGUUGAUGGAUGAAUGGAUAAACAGAGUAUGAUAUUUACAUGCAAAGGAGUAGUGUUCAACUUAAAAGAAAUGAAGUGUUAAAACAAGCUACAAUGUAGGUUUAUAAAACAUGGUAAAUGAAAUACAAAAGAACAAUUAUAUGAUUCUAUUUAAACAAGUCACAUAGAAGACCAAAAGAACAGUGGCUGUCAGGGACCAGGGAGAGCAGAAAGGGAAGGGAUUUUGUUUGUUUUUUUAAAGGGUAGAGUUUCAGUUUGGGAUGAUGAAAAACUUACAGAGAUGGACAAUGGUGAUGGCUUUACAACAGGGUCAAAGUAGUAAAUGCCACUGACAUCUCUAAAAUAGUAAAUUUUAUGUUACAUUACCACAAAAAAGCCAUUUAAAAUAGUGUAUAAGCAGUCAUAACUCACUAUCCAUGGGAGGUUGAUGGCAGGACAGUUCCCACAUCCUGGAUACCAAAAUCUUUUACAUAAAAUGGUGAGGUACUUGCUUUUAACCCCACAUGUCCUCCCAUAUACUUUAAGUCAUUUCUAGAUAACUUAUAAUACCUAAUAUAGGGGUCUUCCUAAGUUCAUGCAAAUGUAUAGUAUGAAAAAUCCAAGGAUUUAAAAAUUUGUCUACCGAAAUAAAUAUAUUAUUCCAUUUC